UGAUCGUUAACUGCGGCAUCAUGUACACUUACUUGGUUUAUCUUCCCUCCAAGCUCGCACAACGUUCCGCGUUUGAGAUCAACUUACGAAAAUGACCACGUCAGCCGACAGGGUACAUGUGUAGAGCACAUUGCAUCGGAGUCAUGUUCCCGACCGUGACAAAUAUUCGGAUGGGAACGAAUCGAAAGCUUUUACAGGAACCACCAUGGCCCCAUUGCUCACCGUCACCUUCGUGAGACACGGAGAGUCGACCGAUAACUUGCGAAGUGUAUGGGCUGGGUGGAAAGAUUCACCUCUCUCUAACCAUGGUAUGAAUCAAGCCAAGGCCGCCGGUACUUCGCUCUCAAGUAUCCGUUUCGCCGCAAUCUAUGCUUCACCUUUGAAGCGAGCCUACUCAACCGCAGAAGCUAUUCUCGAAGCACAACCAGAGCCCAGACCACCUUUAACGCAUUCACUGCUACUCCGAGAGCAACAUUUCGGUAUAGCAGAAGGUCAUCCUUGGCUCGUAGCUCUAAAGCCAGGGGUUACCCUCGAAGAACAUUACACUCAAGGAGUCUUCCCCGUGUUACAUCAUCGUUCAGAUAAGUUCCCCGAGGGCGAGAGCAUAGAUGACCUUGCGAUUCGAGCCGACCAAGCAGUUCAUGAGCUUAUAUUGCCUCGCGUUUGGGCGACAGCGAGAGAAGGUAUGAGGGGAGCUCAUAUAGUUGUCGUUAGUCAUGGGCUGUGUAUCAGCGAGUUAGUGCCAGCAUUGCUGAGGAAGAAUGCUGGUCAAAUUGCGAAGGACGAGUACCGAGGACUGAUGAAUACUGCUUGGACGAGAGUGGCGGUUGAUCUUGCGGAUUGGACAGGAAACGAACCUCUAGAAUUUUCAGAUGAUAAUCCUCCCCCUUUGAUGAUCAAGGUGACUGACUUCAAUCGUCACGAACAUCUGGAUAAGGUGAAACGACAGAAGGGUGGUAUUGGUCGUGCAGCAUAUGACCCCAAACAACAAGAUAUCCGAGCAUUCUUCGGCGGAGCUGCAGUGAAGCCGAUCGAGGAGGGACGUAGCGAGAGCAAUGUCCAAGAUGAAGCUGAUGUAGAUAUCCAAUAGAUGCAUUCGGUAGAUACCCGACGUAUGCAUGUGUGUACAGUGUUACAGGCGAAAUCUUGUAAAGCAUCAAUACCAGGUUGUAGAAUAUGUGGACGUUACAUACAGCAUGUCUCCUCCGAAUUAUGGUGAGCCGUAAGGCAGAAGC
This is a messenger RNA of Somion occarium, 1235 nucleotides long. The record is from the annotation of a GenBank genome assembly. Lineage: Eukaryota; Fungi; Basidiomycota; Agaricomycetes; Polyporales; Cerrenaceae.